Colletotrichum chrysophilum is the source of this 1023-nucleotide messenger RNA. RefSeq lists its product as uncharacterized. The record is from RefSeq and is a predicted model, not a curated record. Gene Ontology annotation, molecular function: oxidoreductase activity, acting on the CH-OH group of donors, NAD or NADP as acceptor. Bases 1 to 1023 code for a protein of 340 amino acids. Lineage: Eukaryota; Fungi; Ascomycota; Sordariomycetes; Glomerellales; Glomerellaceae. The transcript has 2 exons.
AUGUCCAAGGGUAUGGUUCUUUUGACUGGCCUCAAUGGCUUCAUCGCCGCGCGAGCGGCGGAGGCCUUCUUACAAGCAGGCUAUUCCAUUCGCGGGACCGUAAGAGCCAAAGCCUCGGCCAAGGCCGUUGUGGACGCGCUGUCCCAGUAUGGCGCCGACAAGCUGGAAGUGAUUGAGGUGCCCGACAUCGCGGCGGCAGGUGCCUUUGACGAGGCAGUAAAGGGCGUCCAUGGCAUCGUGCAUCUCGCGCAGCCAGCGACAUUCGACAUCCCUGAUCCUGCGCCCAUCAUGGCGCUCGUCAAGGGAUCGACGAUUGGCAUUCUCGAGUCGGCGUCCAAGUCACCUUCCGUCAAGAGCGUGAUCUUGUUGUCAUCGGCCGGCGCCGUCGGCUCCAACAAAGAAGGCCUAUACACCUUCACAGAGAAGGACUGGAACGACGCUGCGGUCGAGGCAUUUGAGCAGCUCGGAGCCAAGACCCCGGGCGCGUUCAUCUACCUGGCCAGCAAGGUGAUUGGCGAGAGAGAAUUCUGGAGGUUCCGGGAGGAGGGGAAGCCCUCGUUCACGAUGACGGCUCUCAAUCCUGUCUACGUGACUGGCCCCCCUCUCACACCCCCGGAGACGCCUGAAAAGAUUGUGGAUUCCGCACGGUACGUCUGGCGUAUCAUGUCGGGCGCAGAUAUCAUCGAUCCGCCCUACGGGUACGGUUGGUACGUGGAUGUUCGCGACGUUGCCAAGUUGAUUCUCUUUGCCGUGGAGAGGGCUGAUGAAGCGGACGGGGAGAGAUACAUCUCGUCGACAUGCUGGGGACCUCCACAGGCGGCAGCGGACAUUCUUCGUCCAGCGUACCCCAGGCUCCCCAUCAAGGAGGGCAAGCCGGGCGAGGGAUAUCUGCCGGGAUUCAAGGCGCCUGGGCCGCUAGAUUUUGACGGGUCCAAGGCGCUGAAGGCGGUCGGUCAGGGCUUUGUUCCGUACGACCAGUCGCUGCUGGACAUGGCCAAGAUGAUUGAGCAUCUGUUUGAGUGA